Molecule: messenger RNA, 462 nt
Organism: Penicillium bovifimosum
Lineage: Eukaryota; Fungi; Ascomycota; Eurotiomycetes; Eurotiales; Aspergillaceae
Exons: 3
Coding region: 1-462 (153 amino acids)
Source: RefSeq, a predicted model, not a curated record
AUGGCGACCAAUUUUACUCGCGAGACACCCGACCUGGGUAAACCCCAAUUAGCGUCUCCACGCAUGGCUGGAGCCGAUUGUGGUGGUGGGGAUUAUGGUGGGAUCGUUGAUUGUGAAUCGCCGCCGAGACUCCACGAGCUUCAUGCCAAAUCGGAGACUGUAUUCGGGCUCCGCAUCAAGACGCCAGACUCGUCACGCUGGGCGCACUAUUAUCACAGCAGAAUCUUGCAGAAACUGCCCUUUUUGGUCGAGAUGUUCUACUGGAUCAUGAAUUAUCUGUUCUAUUCCGUGACCAAAGGAGUAGCACAGUGGCUCUCCCCGGCCCAGAUAGGAGUCGUCCAAGUGGCGCGAGACCACGCCAUUGACAUCCUCAAUUUUGAACAUAACACCGCGUCCUGGGUCUUCCCUAUCCAGGAAUCGGAUUUCCAGUCCUUUUCAUUCAAAAUCAUCCCUCCAUUCUGA